Molecule: messenger RNA, 4947 nt
Organism: Panonychus citri (citrus red mite)
Lineage: Eukaryota; Metazoa; Arthropoda; Arachnida; Trombidiformes; Tetranychidae
Product: probable serine/threonine-protein kinase DDB_G0282963
Exons: 5
Coding region: 743-4381 (1212 amino acids)
Biological process (GO): G protein-coupled receptor signaling pathway
Cellular component (GO): membrane
Molecular function (GO): G protein-coupled receptor activity
Source: RefSeq, a predicted model, not a curated record
UGGAUGCAGAGAAGAUGAAGUGAUGAAAUUAUCUUUUUGUUAGAAUAAGAAAGAAAGAUGAUAAUGAUAAAGAGAGAAAGAGAGAGAGCAAGAGAGACAACAAAGGAGAGAGAAAACAAAGUGAGAUGAUGAUAACUGAGUGAGAACCACAGAAAAAAAUAAUCAACAUCUCGACAACAAUUCAUUAUGAAAGCAAAGUGAAAAUAUCAACAUGAUAACAUGAAAAACAAUGAAUAGUUAGUGUGUUGAAAAUUCAUCAUCAUGGUUUCAUCUUUUAUCAUUUCAAUUUCAAAUGGGAUGCAAUUAACUUCAAUAAUGAUAAUUUCAUGAUGAUCAUCAUUAACCAGUCUCCUAAUCAACAACAUCAUCAAUCACAAUCAAUGUUAAUUGUUUGAAAUAAACAACAAAGACCCAAAACAAAACAUCCUCAUCAAUUUUACUGUUUGUUCAAUUGCAACUCAGUGACUUUAAUCAUCACAAUUAAUAAUGUGAAUCCAUGGCCAACCAAUCAAUUGAUUAAAACAAAACUAAUCAACGACAAUUAAUUAAUCUACUCAUCAUCAUCUAAUUAUCAAUGUUUCUGUGCCAAUUAUAUAUUAAUAACAAUAUUGGAUUAAAUUGUUACCGUUGUUAUGUCAACCUGAUCGAUAAUUUUGUUUUUUUUUUAAUUAAAACAAUCAACAAUUUGUUUGUUUGAUAUUUUUGAUUGAUUUGUGCUGAUUAAAUUUAAUUGUUCAAGGAAAUGAGGAACAGUAAUCAAGUUAAUCAGGAUAAAAUGAAAGUUAUCAAUUUACCUCGUAAAUUGAUUGUUAUUGUUAAUCUAUUUUCAUCCGGUUUAUGUUCAAUUAAUUGUUCAUUUAAUUGUAAAUCAUUUUGGAUUCUAAUGAUUAUCUUCAAGUGUCUUGUGUCCACCAUUGUGUCCACUACAUCAACACCAUUCUCAUGGUCAUUAGAUGAAGAUAAAAGAUUUUAUCUUCCAACAAAUUAUUAUCCAAUUUACAGAAAUUUAAGAUCUCACCAAGUUGGUUUAUCUUCAUCAUCUUCUAACUCUCACUUGUUAUCAUCUUCAUCUUUUUCCAAUUAUCAUUCUCAUCCAUCAUCAUCUUCACAUGGAUCAUCAAUACAUGAUGCAAGAUUUGAUGAGACUUCAGUUGAUUCAGAAGAUGAAACUAAUUAUGAUGAUAGUAAUGGUGCUGAUGAUGUUAAUGAUGAUGACAAUUCAGGUAACGGUGGUGAUGUGGUUAAUGGUCAGGAUGAAGAGAAUGAUGAUUCAAUGAUGAUGAUGAAUGAAGGUGUUGAGAGAGAUGUUAUUGGAUUAGAUGGAGGAGAGAGUGGAAAUGGACUGAAAGAAAUAAUUGAAAAUUCAAUCUCCAAUUCAGAAAAUGAACUAAUCAUCUUGAGUCGAGGUCGAGGUUUACCUAAAGGAUCAAUAACAAUGUCACAAGAAUCGAUACUUUCUUAUAUCGAUCGUAUCUCUCGAGGUGAUUGGUGUCGUUUUCAUGGUCACGUUGCCGAUGAUUCAAUACGAAACUUGCCAAGUACUUCAUCAUCAUCUUCAUCUUCAUCUCCUUCUUCCGGUUUACCUUUGUCUCCAUCAUCGUCAUCAUCCUUGUACGAAAUAGAUUCAACUAAUCAGAUCACUUUUAGCAGUAAAUUACAAAUGCCUUCCGGUUCGGUACCUUCUUCCGUUACCUCAUCGGCCUCUUCCCACCCCAAGAAACAAUCAAUACCCUCACACCCUUUGGUUUAUGCUUCUUCACCCUUACAUGAGAUUCCCCCGCACUCUUUGCGUUUAAAAUAUAAUCAAACUGCCGCUCGAGUUGAUCUUCUCAAUGCAAUUCUUCAUGAUUACAAAUCUCAAACUGAUAAUUAUCGAUUCUUGAAAAAAUCAUUCCAUCACAUGAUUGACCUUGACAAGGACAUAAUUCAUGCGAAAAUAAUUUGGCUAAAUGAACAAAAUAUAAACACAGACAUCUCCAAACUAAAUCAACAAUCAAGUUCAUCCUUGAUUCCAACUAGUAUAACGAUAAAUCAUAACAUUAAACCAACUUAUUACUACACAACAACGAAACGUAAACGACCUUUAAACACUUAUACAUAUUUGAACAUUAAUCGAACCAUUUCUCCAUUCGAACCUUGGUUAGAUUUUCAAUUUAAAUCAAUUGAACAAGAAAAACUUUUCGAUCAACUGUUAACACAACAAUACAUCUUAAGAUCACAAUUAUCAUCAUUCCAACAACCAAUUGACUUAAAUAAUAACAAUGAUAAUCCAAAACCAUCAUCAGCCAACCUCCCAAUCCCAACCAACAACAACAACAACAACAACUUAUCAUCAUCAUCAUCCUCAUCCUCAUCCUCAUCAAACAAUCAAAAUGAUCAUCACAAUAGUAAUGAUAAUAAGAAAGCAACCAAUUCAAAUAAUUUAAACUCAAGUUCCAACACCAAGAAAAUCAUGAUAAACAAUAAAAACAAGUCCAACAUGAUGAGCAAUAAUAAUAGUAAUAAAAAUGACCCCAAUAAUAAUAAUGACCACAGUAAUAAUAAUAAUAAGUGUCCUAAAUUUACUAGCUGGACAAAUGCAUAUUAUUCAUGUGAUUAUAAGAUAUGGUUAUUUUCAUAUACAUCUUUGAUCAUCAUGGAAACAGCUGAUUCUUGUAUAUUAAGAGGAAUCAUCUCAGUUGAUAUAGAUAUUAAUUCAAUUGAUAUUAACCAGUGUGAUUAUCAACCAUCAUUUAUGACAAUUAUGGAAACAAUUAAAUCAACACUAACAACAGAACCAACAACAUCAUCAUCAUCAUUAUCAUCAUUAUCAGCAACAACAACAACAACAACAACAGGAACAACAUCAUCAACAUUAUCAACAGAAUCAUCAAUAAAUAAACCAUCAUCUCAAUCAACAUCAACAUCAACAAUUAAUUUAAUUACUAUCCCUCUUAUCGGGACAAAUAAAUGUCACCAACCAAGUAGUAAGUGUACUUUUCAACCGGGACAUGGAUGGACUAAAGGUGGAUAUGAAUGUCGAUGUCGUGACGGCUAUUUCGCUCCUUCCGCUUCCUUUACCAAAGAUAAGACCAAAAGUAGCCAAUCUUUCAAUGGAACCGAAGUUGAGAAAGCUUGGAACGAGAAAUUAACCAAUCAAGGAAGUGUCCAGUAUGAUAUGAUUUAUGUUUGCCAAAAAUGUCAACCAGGAUGUGAUACCUGUAAGGACAAUUCCCCUUGCCUGUCGAGCUACAAUUGGGCUUUUCGGAUAUCGUUACUUACUUUCUCAGUCAUAUGUAUCUUUCUAACCACCAUGUUAGCUUGUUAUAUUUACAAGUAUCGAAAGUUAAAAGUGUUCAAAGUGGCCAGUCCAAUAUUUUUGUGUAUCACUUUACUCGGUUGUGCGAUCAUGUACCUUGAGAUGGCGGCGAUAUUUCCGGUUCUAACAACGGCCGCUUGUAUUGCUACGAAGACAACUCGACACAUGGGCUUUUGUUUAACCUAUUCAGCGUUAUUAUUGAAAACUUGGCGGGUCUCCCUUACCUAUCGGGUUAAAUCAGCUCAUAAAUUGAAGUUAACUGAUAAACAGCUUCUUCAAUGGUUAUUCCCGAUUCUCAUGAUAAUGGCCAUUUAUCUUGGUACCUGGACAAUUUCAGCUCCACCUCAGUCAAUUUAUAUCUACGAUUGGAAUAAUUUAAAAUUUAAAAUCUGUGAAUACAAUUGGUGGGAUCAUAGUCUUGCCAUCAUGGAAUCUUGUUUCCUCCUUUGGGGUGUAAAAGUUUGUUAUAAUGUCCGAAAUGCUGAAUCGUUUUUCAAUGAGGCCAAAUACAUUUGCUGGGCGAUCUACAAUAUAUCCGCUGUUAAUGUUACCAUGAUUUGUAUUCAUUUGAUAUUAUUACCGAAAGCGGGUCCUGAUGGUAAAUAUUUUUUCGGUUUCAUCAGAACUCAAUUGUCCACAACAACCACAAUCGCGUUUAUCUUUGGGCCCAAAUUUUAUCGAGUUAUUAAAGGUCAAGGUGACGCUUGGGAUAAUCGAGUUCGUGCUCGAGGUAUUAACGCUUCAUUCUCGUUGAACGGAGUUGGACUUGUCCAUGAAGAGACUCACGAUUUGUACCAAGAAAACGAAGAGCUAAAAGAGGAGAUUCAUAAACUUGCCACUCAAAUUGAAUUGAUGAAAUUAAUGCAAAUGGAGAUUAACAAUCGACACCUUAAGCCGAAACACCUUCUCGCUUCAGGUCACCAUCAUAUCUUACCGACUGUCACCAUAACCGCUAAUCCUGCAUCGACGGGAAGUGUCACUCAGUCACCGAUUGUGAAGGCUUGUUACUCUCGAUUUGAGGCUAACGACGCUCCGUCACCACGGAUCUCACCGGCCGCUGAAUUGGCCUCAGAACGGGUUUGAAACUUUUCCUCGGCCGCUUUUUUUUUAUAUAUCAUUCAAUGUAUACAUCUUCUAAUCCAACUGAUCAAAUCUAAAACGUAACAAUUUAUGUAAAAAUCAAAAUUAACUGCCAAUUGCUAUCAUCAAAAUGAUGAUAAAAAGAAUCAACUAAAUUAAUUAAUCAUUCUGAUACUUAAUUGUCUCAUUUUUUGUUUCAAUUUUUCUUUCCAACAUUGGAAAACUGAACAAAUUAACUACUUAAUCAAUUCUAAAUUUAUAUUUAAUUACCCGUCCAAAGAUUUAACCCCUUUAAUUGUUUGGUGAUUCUAAAUUGUGUGUUUUAAUCACUCUCUAAAUCAGCUUAUUUAACUGUUCAAACUUUUCAUCUUCAUCCAAAAAUUAAUUUGAUAAAUUGAAGUUUUUCCUAAACCACCAACGAAUCAAAUCAUGAUUACAAUCGGUAGCCAACAAUUAAAGAUUUUUUUCAAUUAGAUUGCAAUCAAAUUGUACGAACUUACAAUUAAAAUCACCCAAUUGGUAAGAGAAAAUACUUGACAAUUAAUAAACUGUAAUGUACAAAAGCUAAA